GAUGAACGACGCAGUUGUGUUUCUUGUACGAUGGCUGUGUUAACCAACAGGUUUAAUCCAGAGUGAGUGAAGCGCAUUGUAUAACCAACGUUCUCUUGUUUAUAAUUACAUAACUUGUGAGCAGCCACCAUUACCACAUUCUUUGAUAGGGAAACAUUUAUGUCAACAGGUUAUAUUUAUGGCUAACCUUUAAUGCGUUUUGUGCUGAUCGUUAUCUUCGCCCGCCGCACGUCUAAAUAAAGAAUAGGGAAAAGCAUUAUAGUUAUAAGAAAUCACCCACCCGUGGCAGACCAGUUAUCGACCGUUGAAUUUGAGCUUUGUUUAAACCUUUUGAAUUGUGAAGCCCUUUCCAGAGAAAAGAAAACUCCAUAAAAAGGCCAUUGAGGCCUAGAUAAAGGCCCUAAAGUCCUAUACUUAGUUUUAUAAGUAAAUAGUUGUAAGGAGAUUGAUGGUGCUGCAGGCGAGCCCUUGAAAAGAGCACAUGUUGUGAACAAAUCGAUUAGAGAACUGUGAACCGAAGACUUUUUUUUUUUAUUUCAGCCAUUAUAGCCUAAUAAUAAUAAAUAGAUAGAAAAAUAAUAAAUGAUUUGGCGAAAAUAAUAAUGAUGUUUAACCAGUGGACGUAGAAUCUUUUUUGGGAAAUAGACUGGGAACAUACGUCAUUCAUUUUGUUUGACUCUAACGGCGAUCCUAAUGAGGCGUCUCUUAUUUCAAUUUACUAAUAUUUAGUCCAUAAAAAACAUUUAUAUACACUUAUAAAUAAAAAAUGAUGGUUAAAAAACACAUUUUUAAGAGACUUUUGCUAAUGUGAAUUUUUUUCCUCUGCGUGUUUUUCCUGUGACUUUUUUAAUUUGACUUUUUUUCCAGUGACUUUAGUUCCUGUGAAAUUUUUUUCGAGAUUCUUGCCGCUCAUCACGGGAAAUAACUUUUACUAUAACUAAUACUGAUACACAUAAGUUUUUUUUUUUUUCCUCUCUGCUCCUUCUAAACCGAAGAGUGGGGUUUUUCUUUUCAAUAACUUGAAAUACGUUUUCUUUUUUUUUUUUUUUUACAAUAUAUUUUACUCCAGAUUGAUGAAUUCCUUCUACCAAUGUAUACUGCCUAGUCGCUUACGGGUUGUAGGUCGAGUCACAGAGAUAGUUUAAAGCACUGUCCUAGAGCCAAAAAAUUGUUAACAUUAACUAUAAGAUCGUUGCUACAAAGAUUCGCUUUGUAGCAUAUAAGAUACGAUCCGAAUUUCAAUUGUUACAACUUGUACUUUAUUACCAUUUAAUGUUACUCUUUCUUUGCAGUCUUCAUUAGUGUAAAAGAAAAUAAAUGGCCUCCGGAAGUUUCAACAAGCUGGGGAUUUUUUCACCCAAUCGCGUGAAAGCCGUUUUGAAAGCCGCCAGCUCAGACGACGAAAGUGCGCUGAAGGCCGCGUUGAACAAUUAUGACGUCAACACCGUGUCCUCAAACGGCAAGACUCUCCUCGACUUUGCAGUUGAAAGGGGAAAUAAAACAGCUUUGGAAAAUUUGUUAAAGGCAGGAGCGGAUGUGAAUUUAUCCAAAAAAUCUCUGCUAAAAGCAUCAAAACGAGGCUAUGACGAUUGCGUAGAUGUCCUUUUACAAGCAGGGGCUGAUGUCAACCAUAAAAACUCGUCUGGCGACACAGCUCUCCAUCUGGCUUCCAGCAAAGGACAUUUUCAAUGUUCAAAAUCUCUCCUAAAGAAGGGAGCAAAGGUGGAUGCAGAGAACGAAAAGGGAGAAACAGCAUUUGCAAGGGCGUGUCGUAAGGGUCGUCGCCCCUGCAUAGUUACACUUUUGGAAUCGGGCGCAGAUUUCAUAUCAUCUCAUGUAAAAAAUGUGCCCCAGUUUGUGUCUUACUUAGAGAGUUGCGCCGAUUUGCUGAAAACGGAAGGAAAAAUCAACGAAAAAGAUUGUCAUGGCAUGACAUUGCUGAUGUACGCUGCCUCUAGUUUGUCUGUGAAAUGCGUCACACACUUGCUCCACUGCGGGUCAGAUCCUGAUUUGCAGAACAAAGAUCUUAAAACGGCGCUAAUGUUUGCCUUUUGCGACUGUUAUUAUCUGUCCAAGCUGACUUUCUUGAAUCGGGAAGCCCCGGUCUCAACAACUUUUGUGAAACUGCUAGCGGGGAAAAGCAAGGCCGUCACAGACGACUUCUGUAAAACGGCCCUGAUGCACGCCCUGGCGUCUAAGAGGCCCUUGGACGAUGGUCUCAUCGAGUAUCUGGCAGAAGGAUGCGUGGAUUUUGUCGACAGGUUUCAGAAAACCGCACUGAUGUAUGCCAUCGUGAAUGAACGUGAGCUUUCUGAGUGUUUAAUCACUUGCCUUCGAGGCAACACGCUGGAUCGACAAGACAGUGAGGGCAAAACAGCGGUCAUGCUUGCCGGUGACAAGUUAUCAACAAGACAAUUUCAUUUUCUGCUCGGGACACACGUGAAUGCCCCUGACAACAUGGGACGCCACGCCUUGUUUUAUGUCAAGUAUAACAUCGAGUUAAUCACGGAAUGCGUUCGCGGUGGAAUGGACGUAAACCAACGGGAUUACAAUGGGAUGACUGCGUUAAUGGACGCACUAUCGCACAACCCGUAUUUGACACACGAUGCUGUACAAAGUCUCGUCGGCGACACCGUAACGACGAAAGACAAAAGAGGACGAUCCGCGCUGAUGUUUGCCAGGACUACAGCCCACAUUGCGCAGUUGCUAGAGCUAGGGUUUGACGUGAACCUUCAGGACGUGGAUGGGAGAACCCCGUUAAUGCACGGCAUUAUGCAUCGUGCUGAGUCCUCCGUCCUGGAACUUCUCGUCGGCGAAGACGUCAACGUACGUGACAAGCAAGGGCGAACUGCACUGAUGUACGCUGUGGCGUCGGUAUCUAUCGACUUCAUCAAGCGCAUUGUUGGUCUUGGUGGUGAUUUAAACCUGCAGGACAGUGACGGAAAAACUGCGUUGAUGCAUGCGGUGUUAUUUUUUCCACAUUUAACGCGCGAGCUCAUUGAAAUCUUACGCGGAGAUUCCAUUAACGCCAUGGAUAAGUUCGGAAACACAGCCUUCAUCCACGUGGUAUUUACAAGACAUCUGACUCCUGAGACUUGCCAACAUUUUCUAGAGCUAGGAGCCAAUGUUAACAUUCCUGACGUGAAAAACAAAACAGAUCUUCUCAAGAUGAUUGAACCGAGACCGUUUCGCUAUUUCGAACAAUACUACCCGUGGAACAACUGUUUUGAAGUUCUUAACAAUAGGAAGACUUUCCCUUCCGAGAUCAUAAAUCUCGGAUCUACUCCUUCAAUACACGAUGUCUUGAAACCCCAUUUGAAACCGACUUCAGUUCGUCUCCGUCAGGCCUUAAACGAUUUAUCCGUCCUGAGAUUUCUUGUUUGCAACAGCACACUGCCCUACAUUGCAGACUUUGAGUACAGUUCUCACUCACCCGUGUCCCCCCUUUCUGUGGCACUCCAGGACUUUAAAAUCGACGCCGCACGCUACCUCAUUGUCAAUACAGUUUUCAUCGAUGGAGAUUUUAGAAGACUUCAAGAACUACUCUGCUCGUGUUGCAGUCUGCCUGAAGACGUCAGUUUGUUAAUCACGCAAGCUGUUAGCACUCCGUGGCCUCUGGUCAAGUUAGCCUUCACGACCGUGUCGACGUUAGUUGGACAUUCACACGAGAGGUCGGGUAAAAUCAACAAAUUAAAACUUCCCAAAAAGAUCGAAGACAUGCUGCUGUAUCAAAGUCCGAUCUCUAAAAUCCCCGUCUUCGAUUGGCAUAGGAUUCCUCUGAGCUUUGAUCUGACAGUCUAUGAGAACUUACCAUAUCCAAGACCGUUGUUGUACCAGUGGCCUUUUGGGAUUGACCUCGUUUUCACGCUGAACAACACAUGGCCACCAUAUAAAUACCCUUUAACAAAGUGAUUUAAGAUAUCAUUACAUUAGUUUUGUCUGUCUUGAAAUGAAAAUUUCUCACAAGUAUAUUACAGAUAGAAAAUCUUUUUCUAAUGCCGUGUCUUAUACUCAAUCAUGGUUGGUUCAAGAAUGAAUUAUUCAUGAAAUUUAUUCGAAAUAGCCAACAAACAUUUUUGUAAUAACCCUCAGUAGAAAGAAAUAUAAAAAGAACGUAAACUGAACUACGAACACGCCAGUGUAUCGAUUGUCUGUGAUCGUCUGGUGGUCCUAGUAAAAAUGUGAUCAUUCUUAUAAGAACUGCAAUAUAGUAAUUGUUGUCUCUUUUGAGUGACCACUUUUGGCUACUAAAAUAAAG
Molecule: messenger RNA, 4258 nt
Organism: Lymnaea stagnalis (great pond snail)
Lineage: Eukaryota; Metazoa; Mollusca; Gastropoda; Lymnaeidae
Source: the annotation of a GenBank genome assembly